AUGCUUUCCUGGAGCGUAUACCAACAGUGCCAGCAGUCACAGACUGCAACUUCGGAAUUGGCGAAAGAUACGACGCAGUGCCCGACCGAGGUUUUUGAAUCCUUGUUUUCGCGACAUCACCAGCAUAGCCGCGAAAAGUCGGAGUUGGAUGGCGUCAAGGAGUUUGAGCAGAAAGAUGAGCUUCAAAAAGCGCGGGAAUUAAGAGCCGAGCAUGAAUUGUUUUUGGCGACAAACUUUUGGAUUCACUCAGAUGCAUCGACGCUGGUGACCAACGCAUUGCGGGAACUGUCAAGGCGAGCUGGGGAGAGGGGGAAGAAGGUCGUCGUCAAAAUGCUGUACGACCGGGGAGAUCCUCGUCAGGCCUGGGAGAACCGUCUCACUGUCACGGAGGAGCAAUGGACUAGCGCCAAGGUCAACAUCCCCCCAUCAAAAGACAUUCCCAAUCUCGAUCUUCAAGUGAUCAACUAUCACCGACCUGUCUUUGGAACAUUUCAUGCCAAGUUCACCAUAAUCGACCGACGCAUUGCCUUGUUGCAAAGCAGUAAUAUUCAGGAUAAUGACAAUCUCGAGAUGCUGGCUCAUUUAGAAGGUCCUAUUGUUGACUCGUUCUACGACACUGCAUUGUUGUCAUGGGGUAAGCAGCUCGAUCCUCCGCUACCUCUGCUUGAUUCCCCGGCCGCAUCUGCGCCAAUUCCGUGGCAUGAAGAAAAGGGAAAUACAACCGGAAACGAGAAUGAGAUCAUUGAAGAGCAUACAACAAAGUCCCCUCACUACGAUUCCACCCUCAGCGGAGAGGCGCGGAGGGUCAAUGGCAGCAUUGAACCGCGUGGUGAUGAGACAGCUACUCAGGCUGUGAGCCGUCAUCUCAACACCACUAUCCAACCAGAUACAACGGGGAAUGCACCCGACAGCGACCAGGUGAAUUGGAUGACCCCGUAUGUCGUCAUGCCUCUCCAUGAACCAUUUGCAAUCGCCCUUGUUAACCGAGAACCAUAUGGAUCUCCAAACCACAGCCAUGUCCAUGUUCCCCAAAACGCAGCCUUCCUCUCUGCCAUAAACCAUGCACAGCACUCAAUUCUCAUCCAAACUCCAAACCUGAAUGCGGAGCCCCUGCUGGAUCCACUCCUAAAAGCUGUCUGUCGCGGUGUAACGGUAACUGCCUACUUGUGUCUCGGCUACAACGACGCGGGCGAGCUGCUCCCAUUCCAAAACGGAACCAACGAGAUGAUUUCAAAUCGACUGUAUAGUAGUCUCGCGACUGAUGAAGAGAAGUCUCGACUAAAGAUCUACUACUACGUUGGAAAAGACCAGAUCCAGCCGAUUCAUAACAAGUUCAAGCGCCGAAGUUGUCACAUCAAAUUGAUGGUUAUCGACGAGAAGGUUGCUAUACAGGGGAAUGGAAAUCUCGACACCCAAUCAUACUUCCACAGCCAGGAGGUGAACAUGCUCAUUGACUCAGAAAUUGUCUGCAAGAAAUGGAUCGCGGUCAUUAACUGCAAUCAAAACACUGCCAAGUACGGCGCUUCCAGCACCAAGGACGGCUGCUGGCAUGAUCCAGUCACUGGAGAGAUUCCCAAUGGCUCUAUUGGAACCGACCCUGGGCAUUUCAGCUGGGCCAGAGGAAUUGUUGGUGCUGUCCAGCGAGUCAGGGGAGCAGGAGGAUUUUGA
Molecule: messenger RNA, 1668 nt
Organism: Penicillium riverlandense
Lineage: Eukaryota; Fungi; Ascomycota; Eurotiomycetes; Eurotiales; Aspergillaceae
Product: IQ calmodulin-binding motif protein
Exons: 6
Coding region: 1-1668 (555 amino acids)
Molecular function (GO): catalytic activity
Source: RefSeq, a predicted model, not a curated record